Molecule: messenger RNA, 2267 nt
Organism: Styela clava
Lineage: Eukaryota; Metazoa; Chordata; Ascidiacea; Stolidobranchia; Styelidae
Product: vacuolar protein sorting-associated protein 45-like
Biological process (GO): vesicle-mediated transport
Source: RefSeq, a predicted model, not a curated record
GUCUAGUACCCUUGCGCAGAGACGUGUGAUAGUUGUAUUUCUGUUGUCAUUGGUUCGACUGUGUACGACUAAGUAUAAGCUGUAAGAUCUACAAAUUCUGCAAAAAUGAAUGUGGUUCUUGCUGUGAAGAAGUAUAUUUCAAAAAUGAUUGAAGACACUGGACAAGGAAUGAAGAUGUUGCUCAUGGACAAGGAAACGACAAGCAUUGUAAGCAUGGUUUAUGCACAAUCAGAGAUUCUACAACAACAAGUUUACAUGUUUGAAAGAUUAGAAUCAAUGAAACGAGAUCCUCUUAAAAGUUUGAAGGCAAUCGUGUUUGUUCGACCUACAGUGGAAAAUGUACGACUUCUGUCACAAGAAUUGAAAUCACCAAAAUAUGGGCAAUAUUAUCUGUAUUUCAGUCAUGUUCUGAGUAAAGUUGAUUUGAAGUUAAUUGCAGAGAGUGAUGAACAUGAAGUUGUGCAAGAUGUUCAUGAAUUUUAUGCAGAUUAUAUUGCUAUAUCUCCUCAUCUAUUCACAAUCAAUAUAAAUAACUGUAUGAAGGGCUUCACCUGGUCACAUCCACUGCUGCAGAGAACAACUCAUGGUGUGUCUUCUGUCCUACUUGCCUUGAAAAAAUGUCCCAUCAUCAGAUAUCAACAUAAUUCAUCAAUGGCAAGACAACUAGCAGAGAAUGUCAAGCUUUUAAUCACCAAAGAAGCAUCCUUAUUCGAUUUCAGAAGAACUGAUUCAACACCUAUAUUAUUAAUAAUAGAUAGAAGAAACGAUCCUGUUACUCCAUUACUAAAUCAGUGGACAUAUCAAGCAAUGGUUCAUGAACUACUUGGGAUUAAUAAUGAUAGAGUUGACUUGUCAUCUGUACCCGGUAUUAGUAAAGAUUUGCAAGAAGUUGUUUUAUCGAGUCUACACGAUCAAUUCUAUGCAGAGAACAUGUAUAAAAAUUUUGGAGAGAUUGGUACCAGUAUAAAAGAAUUAAUGGAAGCUUUUCAAGAAAAAUCGAAAGGACAUCAGAAAGUUGAAUCCAUUGAUGAUAUGAAAGCAUUUGUAGAGAACUAUCCACAAUUCAAGAAGAUGUCUGGUACUGUUGCAAAGCAUGUGACUGUAGUUGGUGAACUAUCAAGAACUGUUGCUGUAAGAAAUUUACUUGAAAUAUCAGAAUGUGAACAAGAUUUAGUAUCAAGAAGCGAACACUCAUCCGCACUUCAGAUUGUUCGAAAAUUAAUUCGUGAUUCAAAGACGUCUGAUCUUGAUGCUUUACGAUUAGUUGCUUUAUAUUCGUUACGAUAUGAAACUCAUGCAAAUAAUGCAACUACAUCAUUGAUAGAUCAACUGUCAUCUUCACAUUAUGAUCAAAAGAAUAGCAAGGUGAUAAAUGCUCUGUUAAAAUAUGGAGGUUCGUCGUCAAGAUCAAGUGAUAUAUUCGGAUCUAAAGACGCAAUUUCAUUUACCAAGAAAUUUUUCAAAGGAUUGCAAGGAGUUGAAAAUGUGUAUACACAACACACUCCACUGUUGAAAGAUAUAAUUGAACAACUGGCAAGAAAUAGAUUGAAAGAAUCAGAAUAUCCUUAUCUUGGAUCUACUACCAUGCAAGAAAGAGCACAAGAUAUAAUUGUAUUUAUUGUUGGUGGGUGCACAUAUGAAGAAUCAAUGUGUGUUCACACACUAAAUUCUGCUAAUGUUGGAAUCAGAGUCGUUCUGGGUGGAACUGCUAUACACAAUACAUCAAGUUUUAUUGAAGAAGUUAUUCAUGCUUCAACACCGAGUUAUUCUGUCCGGAAUGCAAACAACAUUUGAAUACCCCAAGAUCAACUAGGAAAAAUCUCAACUUUUUAUCAUCUUAUAGUAGGAAUCAAAACAUGCUACCUUAGGUUGACAACCUAGCGACCCACCCAAUGAUAUUUUCUUUUCUCAUUAACAGUCCGUGUUGGUUGUGAGGAUAGUUAACCGGUUAGUUAUUGCGGAUGUAUGUACAGUGUUUCCCCGAAAAUAAGACCUAGCCUGAAUUUUAAAAAUGAUUUCAACAUAAGCCCUCCCCUUAAAAUAAGACCUAUUUAAUAACACGAAGUAUUUUUUGACCUAGUCGAUAACAAGAAAUCUCUCAUACACGUUUUAAAUGGUUGAUAAUCUGUGUUGUGCUGUUAUUUCGAAUAAAAAACGUGUUAUUCAUAAGUAAAUGGAUAUCGGUUUUCAUAUUUUGUAUGUUUGAAAAUUUCGUAGUUCUCUAUUUUGUAAUUUGGUUUUUGAUAAAUGAGAAUAUAAGACACCCC